AGCGUUGGAGCUGUUGGGACAGUGUUGCGUCUUUGCUGAAUUUGUAACAUUUUAGUUAGGUCAUUUACAACAGCAAGGAAAAGUUAUAAAUAACUGGAAUGGGACUAGAGGUGUUGCUAUAUUGGCCUAACAUUAUCGGUUAUGUUCGAAUUGCCCUUAUAUUUGCUGCCGCAACCGUCCCCGACCAACCAUCUGUUUUCCUCUUCCUCUUCUCAACCUCAGUCAUUCUAGAUGGUUUUGAUGGUUGGGUUGCUAGGAGGUUUGGACAGAUCUCCAGGUUUGGAGCCUGGUUGGACGUAGUUGUAGAUAAUCUUGGCAGGGGGAUGUUGUGGACUAUGGUUUUUAAGUGUGGUUGGCUGGUGUCUACAGUCGAGUGGUGUGUGCUUGUAUGUAACCACAACUCCAGAGGUGCCCAUUGGAAGAGCAGCUUCACAGACAGCCCAAGUUGGAUACAGAACAUCAUGGCAAACGGCUUUAGGACACCCCUUGGAAUGUGGGUGAUUGGAAGUGUUCAUGGCCUACCCCUGUGGCUCUAUGGUCUUCAGUGGGGGGUACUUUCCUACUCCCUCUGUUUUCUUCCCUGGCUCCAGGCUUUUGGGACAGUGUUCCUGACUCUGGGGAGGUUCUUAGGUCUGUCAGUGGAGGUAAUAGACUCUUGCAUGCUGAGAUUAGAAAGAUGCUUGUCUGAAAAAAACACUCACAUACUGAUGCAUUCUGUGAUCCCUGUAGGCACUAAGGAUCAUCUUGCUGGUUGUGUUUGAACUUAUGGCAACUUUGUAAUCUUUCUAUCUUUCUUAGAUGUGGUGUAUAUGGUCUCACAUAAUGUACCUUACCAAAGAUGAGGCGGAGGAGAAAAAGGAGUGAAAGGGAUUGAGGCUCUCAACCCUAAGACUGACCAUACAGGUCAACUACACGGACACUACUCUACCUUCAGGGUCCUAGUGGACAUUAAGCUACUGUAUAUUCACUUAUAAGUUAAAUUAGCCAGGCCUUUCUUGUGAAUGCAAAGGGUUAGUCGAUAUUUAACUACUAGACACAUGGUGUGUGGCUCCUAUGGAUUUCUACUUCGGGAAUACUUAUGAUAUAAUGUACUCAUGCUGGUAUCCAGUAUUAUAAAUUAUUAUUUAUGUAUAGGAAAGCAAAGCACUAAGAGAAAACACAAUGUUUAUAGUAUAUAACUACUGCUGUUGGUUUGAUAUACAAAAAGAAAGCCUAAGAAGGUGAUGUGAGUCUAAUACCUUACAAUGACCUAAGUGGACUACAGUGUAGGGACCUCAAAGCAAGAGUUACUUCAAUGUAACUGCAAAUUAUUUCUUCUAGGGGAAGGAUUUUGGUUAAGCAAUGUCUGUUUUCGAUGUGCUGACCAUUUAAAUUUAUUUAAUACAUUUUAUUGGACCAAUAAAGUUAUGAAGUACUGAG
Messenger RNA from Osmerus eperlanus (European smelt), 1419 nucleotides. RefSeq lists its product as uncharacterized. Gene Ontology annotation, molecular function: phosphotransferase activity, for other substituted phosphate groups. Gene Ontology annotation, cellular component: membrane. The record is from RefSeq and is a predicted model, not a curated record. The coding region runs from base 99 to 761 and encodes 220 amino acids. The transcript has 5 exons. NCBI's taxonomy places the organism in Eukaryota, Metazoa, Chordata, Actinopteri, Osmeriformes, Osmeridae. Gene Ontology annotation, biological process: phospholipid biosynthetic process.